AUGCUGCUCGGAUAUAAAGUUAUCACGGAUGCUCCCGAAUGGUUUAUUGAUGCCGUCGGUGAUGACGAUGAUAGGGAUUUUGCACCUCCGGAAGACUUCUUUGAUAUUGAAGGGGAUGAUGAAGAUGACUGGGAGGAUUAUGAAGAACCUGCCACUCUGGUGUCCGCGGCCGAAUUGUUUCGCUUUCUUGGAUCAGAGGGUCUACGUCGCAUUUUACCCAUGCAGAGAAUAUCAGGGUUACGAUUUUACUUAGAUGAAAACGGCAAUGACGCAUACAGAAGGCCUACAUAUCGUAUGAGCGGAUCACGUACUGGUGAACACCUGCUACCCAAAAUACCAAGCGAUGCCGGGCGGGAGCUAAUGUAUUCCGGGGAUUAUGGAAGUAAUUUGCACUAUGUGGAUAAGGUAAAACGAAGGAAGGAAAAACUGUCUACAAGGUUGAUGUGGAGGGAGUUAGCUUAUGGCCCACAGCUUCUUCCGCCUGCUAUAUCCCAGAAUCUUGUUCCCAGUUCGAAGGCCGAUAAAAUCAUUCACUAUAAUUCGAGGUGUUACUCUGGAUCUUUCUCCGACGACGGAAAUUUCUUUUUUUCCUGCGCCCAGGAUUUUAAAGUGCGAAUGUAUGAUACAUCAAAUCCGCUCGAGUGGAAGUGGUAUAAGACAGUUGAAUACCCAUUUGGGCAAUGGACUCUCACAGACGCAAGCUUGAGCCCGGACAACAGAUAUUUGGCAUAUAGCUCGAUUCGAAGUAUUGUGUGCCUGGCAGGAACAGACCCGUCUUCGGAUUCGGAACCUACUCUGCUAGAUUUUGCCCAGCGGUCCGGCUCGCCCACUAGUGGAUCAGGAUUUGGGAUAUGGAGUAUUCGUUUUAGUGGUGACGGUCGCGAGUUGAUUGCUGGUACUUCCAAUCAAAGCGUGGUUGUUUAUGACAUCGAAAGCCGGACGCCAAUAUUAAAACUGGAAAACCACGAUGAUGAUGUCAACGCCGUUUGUUUUGGAGAUAAGUCUUCACCACAUAUUCUUUACUCAGGGUCUGAUGAUACGACAAUAAAGAUUUGGGACCGGAGAUCAAUGGGGGAUGGCCGUGCUGCGGGUUGUUUCCUAGGCCAUAGUGAAGGGAUCACAUAUGUCGACAGUAAGGGAGACGGACGUUAUGUAUUAAGCAACGGAAAGGAUCAAAGCAUGAAGCUCUGGGACAUACGCAAGAUGAUGACGAGUGCGAAACUAGAUACAAUCGACUUGAGCAGCUAUUCCACGGGCUUUGAUUACAGAUAUAUGUCUAUCUCGGAUGCAGAUUACACUCCCCAUCCAUACGAUUGUUCUGUUGUCACCUUCCGUGGACAUCGUAUAUUGAAAACACUUAUACGCUGUCAUUUCUCUCCCGAUAUAAGUGCCAACUCCAGAUAUGUGUAUUCAGGAAGUUCAGACGGCCGAGUUUUUAUUUACAAUCUCGACGCCACAGUUGCUCGUAUUAUCGAUGUUGGGGAGGCUUCGUUCCAUUCUCAGCAGCACGAUUCUGACAUGUACCAUCCUGCGUAUCGGAUGGGGAGGAGCGAGGUCGAAUGGGGAACAUGCGUAAGAGACGCAAGUUGGCAUCCAAAUGCCCCCAUUAUAGCAGCAACCUCGUGGAACGGCUGGGGCAUGUCCACCGGCACCUGCAGUGUGCAUGUCUGGAAUGACGGUGCUGACGUCGACGAAGGCGAAUGCCCAAUCGGACAAAGCUACAACAGCAAGCUGGCACCUUUGCAGCCUAGCAGCAACCGCUCUGCGGAAGAGGGCCGACGGCUCACAGGCCAUAUAGGAAUCGCAUCAUUUAUCGCACUAGAUGAUGACGAUCCUUUCGACAUGAACCCGUGGUAG
Molecule: messenger RNA, 1857 nt
Organism: Histoplasma mississippiense
Lineage: Eukaryota; Fungi; Ascomycota; Eurotiomycetes; Onygenales; Ajellomycetaceae
Exons: 7
Coding region: 1-1857 (618 amino acids)
Biological process (GO): proteasome-mediated ubiquitin-dependent protein catabolic process
Cellular component (GO): Cul4-RING E3 ubiquitin ligase complex
Molecular function (GO): protein binding
Source: RefSeq, a predicted model, not a curated record